GAAACGCGUUUGACGAUAUUUGUGCUCCUGUCGCUUCAUUGUAAAGGCUCGCGAGGUUUGUCGCUGUCUUAGUAACAUGUCAUUGUCGAUUUGGCCACAAUCUAACAUAGCUGCAUCUUUUCAGCCGUCGAGUUGGCGUUUGUCAAUGAAAAGCUCUUCAAAAAUUUAAUUCACGUGCCGGAGUCAUUGACAGCUUCGUAACCGCAACUAGAGCUGAACGUCUCACAAGUCUGCAUUGUUCCUAGUUGGCGAUACAGCUGCAACUUUUUGGCUAGCUUCCCUCUCACUUUCUGUUCGAUUCUCUCUAAAUAUGCGACUUUCAUUGUUAGCGACAGUUCUUUUCGGCGUAGCACCGAAGCCGAUUUCAGCAGAACCUCCGGUGGAUUUGGAAAAGCAUAAUUACUUCAUUCUAUGACAUCUUGUAGUGUUUUGACUUUAGGGUAAAUAGUUAAAAAUACGUGGUGAGAGAGCAGCUCUUACGUUAACUUUUAAUCAAUAGUACCGCUGUUAGCAGAACCUGUGAUUAUAUUUAGAAAAUCAUUCUCACUUUUCUGAAUUGAGUAUGAGCAGUCGGGCAAAUGUGAACUGUGCAACAAACAUUGGCUCGUUGACAUCAAGAUCUGCUAGCUAUAAAUAAGCUAUUAAGUAUGAGUGUAUUAUGAGAGGAUGGUGUAAUUAGAUGACAACAAGCACAAGAAAUACGGAAGAUGUUACAACAAGUGGCGACAUGUCUUUUGGGCGACGAUCGUUAUGUGGUUUUGCUGCUCGAGUGCUUUCCAUAACUUUGCUCUUUGUCAGAGCGGCCUUCAACAUUGGAACAUAAAAAUACCCCAUCACUAAGUAUAAUGUCUAUUUCAAUGCACCCCACAUUCUAUUUUGUGGGGUUUGCUGUCGCUGAAUCUGUCUUAUUACUUGCACAUUCACUGCAGUUGAUUAUUGAGGCGUGGACCAGUAGGACUUGUUCACAUGCAUACUGACCUAAAUACUCCCUCCUCAAAAGAGAAGCACUUUAUGCUAAAAAAAUUCAAGCCGAGAUGCAGUACCACACCCGUGCAGCAAGAUCAGACUUUUAUUCAUCCUACAGCUGUGUGUUUUCUUCCCCCAAACAAGAAUUACACCCAUGAGAAUGAAUGGCUUCAGGCUUUUGAUUUGGUGGGUGAAAAAAAGAAAAAAAAGUCAUAAUAAGAGGCUGGACAGUUGGCGGAACAUGAGGCGUGAGAGAGAGAGUACAGGACUAUUGUUUGGCCCGUGCAUGCUUGCAUAAUUAAAAUGGGCGACAAUGUGUAAACAACACACAUGCACAAUUGUUUGCUGCCAUUGUUGAUUCAUUUGUUUUUUGCACUGCAAGUGACAAGAGACACUUGCAGUUCCGCGUAAAGCGCUCUGGGGCUUUUUAAGAGACUUCCUCUUUCGACGAGGCCGAGGAAACGCAGUCGACCGCAACCAGAAGACGCGAGAGUCGCAACCAUACACCAGGAGAUAAAUGAGAAUGACAGGCCAACAGGUUUUGAGUCCUGUUUAAACCUUCUGAACUCUCGAGUUAACUGCUGUCAAUGGUAACAUGUAAAAAAAAAAAAAAAAAACCAUGCAAAUUGACGGCCAUUGUCAUUGUUUCUAUCUGUCAACUGGAAUCUGACAGACGAAAAUUCUUCAAGUCGUUUUUUUCAAUGGUCUGCAAGGGAGCGAGUGAGCGGGCGACGAGGAUGUCGGCGGAGGUAGACGUUCUGCUGCAGGAGGCCAAAGAGAGCAUCGAGGCGGCGCAGAAUUUUCGCGCCGAGUUGCAGCUGAGACUCGGUGGGCUCAACCAAGCGCGGAAACAGGUGCGGGGCAGCUCGAGCCAGGCCCGCGAGGCCCUCCGCCGGCACUUUGCCGAAUUGCAGACGGCGGCAACCCGGCUGCUGUCGGAGCGACUGAGUACACUCCUCGCCGAGGUGGACGCCAUCGAGGCGGACAGCGUCAAGCCUCUAGAUGACUGCCAGAGCCUGGUAGAGUAUGGCGUGGGCCAGGCCGAUGAGCUCCUCAGAGAGGGGGAAGCGGCUCUGCGCUGCGGGCUCGGCGAGAAAGAAGACAAACUGGGAAGCUUCACCAAGAAGGCCAUGCACAUCCAGUUGGACAGCCUUCCAGAGGUUCCAGCUCUGGUGGAUGUCCCGUGCGUGUCGGCCCAGUUUGACGACUCACUGCUGGGUCUGCUGCGGGAGCGUGUCUGCCGUCACGGCUCGGUGGCCUCGCACCCGCCCGUCCUCCUCGAGGAGCUGCAGGAGAGACCCGGAAGCAUCCUGGUGCGCUGGUGUAAGGUGGACGAGGACUUUGCCGCCGCUGACUACCGACUGCAGUACCGGCGCUCGGGCAACGGGGGGAGCCAGUAUGAGGAUGCCUACGUGGGGCGUGAGACUGACUUCCUGGCGCUGGGCCUGGACCCCAACACCCACUAUACGUUCAGGGUGUGCGCUCGCGGCGAGGGCCGCACCGAGUGGAGCCCCUGGAGUGUCGCCCAGACCGGAUACACCACCAUGGAGCCGCACGAGUGGCGUCCAGGUACGGAGGGUUACAUCGUGAGCAGCAGACGUAACAUCGCCUUGAGGAACGACGCUGUUCCGUCCAGCUGCCCUGUGCUCUACUCCAACGCACCCACUUACUUCUGUGGCCUCACCCUCACAUUCAAGAUUUCGGCAAUGGGUCAGCCAGACCGCCGGGACAGUUUGGGCGUGUGCGUGGACGGAGAAAGCGGCCACCGCUCGCUUCAGAGAGAUCAGGCCGUCUGCAUCUCCACCAAUGGAGCCGUGUUCGUGAAUGGUAAGGAGAUGACCAAUCAACUUCCGACGAUCACUCUUGGCUCGGCGGUGACAUUCGACAUGGAGGUGGUGGCCGUGGUCCCGCUCAACAACAACCUCGUUAGCGACGACAUCGGCGGCCUGAAGCUGCGCGUCACCAUCGGCACGGGAAGCCGUGAGGUGGUUUUCGAUUGGCUACUGGACACGGCCGUGGAUGGGCUCUUCUUUGGGUGCGCAUUUGCGCAUGCCGGAUGGAAGGUGCUCGUCUUUUAAAGGACAAUACUGGACUCGCGCGUCAAAGUUCCAGGAGUCUAUAGUCUGUGUGACUUCUGGAAUGGAGAGUUUCGAAUCAGGUAAGGUUCUUGGACAUCUCAGUACUGCCGCCCCUAGCAGGGUCUUGUUUUGGACCCCAAACUUUCCCUGGACUUAAUAGCUCCUGCAGUCAAACCACACUUUUUUUUUUUUUUGUUCACCUGAAGUUCUUGGCGCUUUGGUGCUUGGUAUAAAUUAGUCCCAAUGUUCCUGGAUGUCUCAAAAGCGCUAACUCAAAGGGCAGGGUCCAAUAAAUUGCCCUGGAACUCAAUUCAGACUGUUUCCAGGGUAGUAGAAAUAAAUGACCUCAUCAACCUCCAGAAGCCAUUUUGUAGGACUAGCGUGCAUUAAUUAAUUUUGUUUACAAUCACUCAAAACGGUGUCUUCUUCGUGACUUUUUUUUUUUUUGUAUGAAUGACAAUCCUCCUUUCGCGGUUCCCAGAUUUGAGUGAAUCAUGAAAGACUGAGAACAUGACAGAAUUUUGUUUUAUGUUUUCAAGAUCUGACACUGAACCUUUCUAGUUUUAGUCGCAAGUGUGUAGUCAUCUAGUAGGACAUCACAGUGUGUAAGGUGCCAAUCAAUGGAGGAGAAACUUUGUGUCGGUACUUACACUUCAGGGUAGCAAAAAAAGGGAUUGCAAAUUCUGUAGAAAUGUCACAUAACCAAGGAGGCCGUCCUGCCAUCUUUAUAAAAAAAAAAAGAAAAAAAAAAAUCAUUCCUGCAUUUCACUUUCAGUAGCGGGCUGGUGAAUAAAAGAGGAGGCCUGCUUCAGGUACAAAGUUCUCAAAGAAGCUUGCCUUGUGUGAUCGGAACUGUUUCAAAAAUAGAUUAUUAAUAUUCUAGUUGGAGAUGUUACCAUAAAGAGCGUUUAAUAUUUGCUGUUUUACACGAGCUGAUAAUCACACGUUUUUGUUUUGCUUUGUCCAUCAUGGUGUCCAUCCUGUGGAGCCAGUUUUUUUUUUUUUUUUUUUUAAUGCUAAAGAUUUGAGUCUUUAAAUAAACCCUUCACAAAGACAAGACAAAUGUAAAAAUGUGCUCUCUUUAUAGAAAACCAAAAGUUGAUUGCAGGCCACUGCCACAUUUUGUUUUGUUACCGCUUGGGUGCUUCCCAUGCUAAGCUAACACAUGCAUGGUGUCAAAGGAGCCCGUUUUUGGUUGUUUAAUUAGAACGUGGACAACCACGUUUUUUUUGCUCCGUGGGGGAAAAAAAAAAAAAAAGAAGCAAAUUGUAACCCGUGUUCUAUUUAAUAGUACAUAUAGGGUAUUUCCCCCUGCUGGGUUCUGGAAGAAUGCAACAUUAAGGCACGUCCGCUCUGUGCUGGAUUCACUUUUGAUUUUGGAAUUUCAUUUUUCUGCUGAUCAUUCAAACCACUAAAGAUUGUUUAUGUUUGGCAAAAGGCAACAUCGGCUCAGAGGUAACAAAGCAAACUCUUGAUCAUUAGUUGUCAAUCAAACAUGAAAUAAUGAUGGCCUAAUCUUUUCUAGAUUCAGACUCUAUCUUUGAGUGCUAAAAGUUGUCUUAAAACACAAAAAAUCUAGUUUGAGGUUUCUGGUAACCCCACACUUGUUGGUCAGUUUACAUUUACACCCAACAUCAGGAACAUGGGAAGGUUCCAUGUUUUGGGGUAGCAAAAAAGGAAAAACAUGAUAUUUUCUGUGUGAUUCCCAAUUUUUCAGUCACCAACUAAAAGUCCCCAAAAAUUAAUUAAGAUUUAAAACCCGAACGUUCAUUUUGGGGUUUCUGCUAACAUGGACAAAGUCCUCAAUAUUUCAGAUAAACUGGAAAACAAGGCUGUUUUGGUGUCUCUAAUCCAUAAUUAAAAAUUCAGCUUCGGAUUUCUACUAAGUCGAGACAGUCCUCAAAUCCUAGGAUCCUAGACACGCCGUUCCGGUGUGUCUGUCAUCCAGAAUUCCAAAGUCUUGAUGGCCAAACUCACCAAGGCGGCUCCAAACACAAAGUUCUAUUGAGGUUCCGUCAUUGGUCAGUUUCAAACUGCGGUCUGACUAUCCUGCCACCUGUUCGCGUCUUCACACUCUGAUGGCUCCUGGUCUGUCUCCAUCUGAGACUCCAGGGCCGUCUCCCAUUCAUCUUCCUCGUCUGCCUCGUCUUGCUCCUUAUGUUUGUCCCCACAGGCGGUGGUCUGGAGUCGGUCCAUGGCCUGGUCGAUGGUUCUGGUGGUGACCAGGUUGAAGUCAUGCAUGCUGACCAGGUGCAGCAGGAAAUUGCGACGCAGGUUUUGCUGGACGAGGUGAGCGCAGUGCAGCUCGGUGAAGAGGAGGCACGCCUCGUUCAUCUGGUGGUCGGCGAUGAAGCUGCGGACAAAAUAAAAGACGUGAAAAGACUGCGGCUGGCAUAGCUGCUUGGUGACAAAUUGGUGACCAACCCGUGUUUCAUGACGUGGAGGUUCCACAGCUUCAUGAUCUCCUUCUCGCCCUCGUUCACAUCCGUGAAGUCUUCGAUUUGCUGUGGCACAAUUAAUCAAUUUGGUCGGCACAAUUGACCGAAAGCAAUUCAUACAUGCCCAAAUUGAUGUCAAUGUGACAGUAAAAAAAAUAAAAUAAAAUUAAUCAUUCAUUUUCCA
This is a messenger RNA of Syngnathus typhle (broad-nosed pipefish), 5666 nucleotides long. It is a transcript of the gene crlf3, whose product is annotated as cytokine receptor-like factor 3. The record is from RefSeq and is a predicted model, not a curated record. The transcript is spliced from 9 exons. NCBI's taxonomy places the organism in Eukaryota, Metazoa, Chordata, Actinopteri, Syngnathiformes, Syngnathidae. The coding region runs from base 1554 to 3044 and encodes 496 amino acids. Gene Ontology annotation, molecular function: protein binding.